Molecule: messenger RNA, 1794 nt
Organism: Camarhynchus parvulus
Lineage: Eukaryota; Metazoa; Chordata; Aves; Passeriformes; Thraupidae
Gene: THAP4
Product: THAP domain containing 4
Exons: 6
Coding region: 46-1773 (575 amino acids)
Source: RefSeq, a predicted model, not a curated record
GGGGCGGGCCCGGCCGGCCGAGGGCGGCGGCGGCGGCGGUCGGAGAUGGUGAUCUGCUGCGCCGCCGCCAACUGCUCUAACCGGCAGGGCAAGGCGCGCCACGGCGCCGUCUCCUUCCACAGAUUCCCUCUGAAGGAUUCGAAGCGCUUGAUUCAGUGGCUGAAAGCUGUUCAGAGAGACAACUGGACUCCCACCAAGUAUUCCUUUCUCUGCAGCGAGCACUUCACCAAAGACAGUUUCUUCAAGCGGCUGGAAGACCAUCACCGCUUGCUGAAGCCCACUGCUGUCCCCACCAUCUUCCAGCUGGUGGAGAAGAAGCACGGCAAGCUGGAUUAUGUCAGGAGCAGAAGGAAAAUAGCCAGGCAGGUGCUGGUGCAGGAUGGGGAGGCCCCGCAGGAGGGAGGCGGUGAGGUAGCACCCAGGUCUCCAUCUUCUGGCCAGGACUUCGUGGUGAUGCAAGGGACGAAAGAGAUGGAGGAGGCCACUCUGAAAGAGGAAGUAGGAUCCAUGCCCAAGGAGGAACCAGCCCUCCACAGCCAGCUGGACGGCCCUCGGAGAAGGACGUUAGGGGAUCAUUUGGGCACCAAGCCUGGGGUGCAGGUAAAGCCCGAGAGGUCUCCUGGCAAGGACUGUGCCAGGGGCAGCUGGGCAGGGAGCUGGGUGGCAGACAGGAGCGGCGUGUCCGUGGACGAUUUCACCCCUCCUGCCUCCGGUGCCUGCAAGUUCAUUGGCUCCCUGCACUCGUACAGCUUUUCCUCCAAGCACGCCAGGGAGAGGCCGUCUCUCCCCAAGGAGCAGCUAGAAAGGAAAAGGCCAAAGAGAGACGUGGAGCCCAGCUGCAGCAGCCAGCCCUUGGGGCACGACAAGGCCGUCACAGAAGUGUCCCCGACGUCCUCCCUCACGGCCACUCCCCAGAAACCCUCCCAGGGUCUGUCAGCGUCCCCGGCUGACCUGACCCCUCGUCCCGCCGCCGAGGCCGUGCUGGGGCGCAAGGGGGACACGGACGCCAACCCCAUGUCCAUCAACGAGGUGAUCAUGUCGGCCUCGGGCGCCUGCAAGCUCAUCGACUCCCUGCACUCGUACUGCUUCUCCUCCCGGCAGAGCAAGAGCCAGGUGUGCUGCUUGCGGGAGCAGGUGGAGAAGAAGAACGGGGAGCUGAAGCUCCUGAGGCAGAGGAUCAGCCGCUCCGACAGCCAAGUCAGGAAGCUGAAGGAGAAGCUGAAUGAGAUGAAGCGCAACAGUUUCCCUUACUUGAACAGCCUGAUAUCCCAGGACUGUGAGACUCCCCAGCUGAACCCUGUGAUGGAACCCCUGUCCUGGAUGCUGGGCACCUGGCUCUCAGACCCACCAGGAGAUGGCACCUUCCCUACAAUGAAGCCCUUCCAGUACCUGGAGGAAGUGCACAUCUCUCACGUGGGACAGCCCAUGCUCAACUUCUCGUUCAACGCCUUCCACCCGGACACCAGGAAGCCCAUGCACCGGGAGUGUGGCUUCAUCCGCCUCAAACCCGACACUAACAAGGUGGCCUUCAUCAGUGCCCAGAACACAGGUCUGGUGGAGGUGGAGGAAGGGGAGGUGAAUGGACAAGAGCUAUCUAUAGCUUCUCACUCCAUAGCCAGGAUCUCCUUUGCCAAGAAGCCCCAUGUAGAGCAGAUUACCAGAAAAUUCAGGCUCAAUUCCGAUGGGAAGCUCGAACAAACUGUCUCAAUGGCAACCACUACGCAGCCCAUGACUCAGCACUUACACAUCACCUACAAGAAGGUGACACCCUGACACCAGGAGUGCUGGGUCACC